Messenger RNA from Toxotes jaculatrix (banded archerfish), 2677 nucleotides. Its product is annotated as neurocalcin-delta B. Lineage: Eukaryota; Metazoa; Chordata; Actinopteri; Toxotidae. Gene Ontology annotation, biological process: calcium-mediated signaling. Bases 259 to 837 code for a protein of 192 amino acids. The transcript has 4 exons. Gene Ontology annotation, cellular component: cytosol. The record is from RefSeq and is a predicted model, not a curated record. Gene Ontology annotation, molecular function: tubulin binding; actin binding; calcium ion binding.
GCUAAGUGGAGUGUAUGCAGCUGCUCGGGAAAAAGCCUGGUGGAGUUUGGACUGCGAGCAGCCGGCAAACUCCUGCUCCUGUGUGGCUCCUGCAACCUGUUGCCCCCCUGUCUGAAACUUUUUACCGUUCGCCCCGGUGACGCGAGGUAAUGGACUAUUAAAGAGACUUUUAACAGGCCCUCCACAGCAACUUAAAAGCGAGCAGUCUAAAGCACCGCCGCCCUCAGACCAGCCACAGCCUCAACAGAAGCAGCGACCAUGGGCAAACAGAACAGCAAGCUCCGUCCCGACGUCAUGCAGGACCUGGUGGAGAACACGGACUUCACCGAGCAUGAGAUCACCGAGUGGUACAAGGGCUUCUUGCGGGACUGCCCCAGCGGUGCGCUCUCCAUGGAGGAGUUCAAGAAGAUCUACGCCAACUUCUUCCCUUACGGAGACGCCUCCAAGUUUGCCGAACAUGUCUUCCGCACAUUUGACGCCAAUGGAGACGGGACUAUAGACUUCAGGGAGUUCAUCAUUGCCCUGAGCGUGACCUCACGUGGUCGACUGGACCAGAAGCUGAAGUGGGCCUUCAGUAUGUACGACCUGGAUGGAAACGGAUACAUUAGCAAGGCAGAGAUGCUAGAGAUUGUAACGGCCAUUUACAAGAUGGUUUCCUCUGUGAUGAAGAUGCCUGAGGAUGAGUCCACACCUGAGAAACGCACAGACAAGAUCUUCAGGCAGAUGGACACAAAUCGAGAUGGUAAACUGUCUCUUGAGGAGUUUGUUGAGGGGGCGAAGAGCGAUCCCUCCAUUGUGCGACUGCUUCAGUGUGAUCCCAGCAGUGCUGGGCAGUAGAAAACUGGACUUUUCCCAUUGCAUUUUGAUUAAUUUAACACUUUUUCAAAAUCUGGCCCAGCUGACCCACCUGAAAUUACUGACAUAUGAGCUGUAGAGGCACAUGCACACACACACACACAGAUACACAGACAGACAACAUGCAACUGUAUAUACUACAAAUACCAAAGCCUGAUGCUUAUAGAAUCUGUCCCACACUCACAUGCACGUACUGUACUUGUGCCUCUAUGCCUGGUCAAAAGCUACAGACAACGUGGGUCUCAUAUAAGGUACAAAUAUAACUCGAGGGGCUGAAAUCCCAUCAAGGACUUAUUAAACACUGAAUCAAAGCUGUGCUAUCUCUGUCUGAGAGGACGGCCAGCAAGGAUAAUCCAACCAAAUCAUGAGGUACGCUGAGCUGAAUCCAAGUUCGCCGUUUCUUUUUAUUUCUUUAAUUUGUUAUUUUUGAAAGCAUUAUUCCCGAUUGAAAGGAAAUCAUGCUCAUUUUGUUCUCUGUCACUGACUCGGGUUGUUGUGUGACAACGGACAGAUCUUUAUAAAGUAUUACAAUCUAACUCCGUGUUAACACUGGAUGAAAUGAAGUUUGUGAGUCUGGGACUACAAGUGUUCACAGCUUACAGUAUGGCUAUGUAGACAGGAGAUCUGGGGAAAUGUAGAUUUUAACCAUAGAAGAAUUUUUAGAAGGGAUGAACGGCUUCUUUUUAAUGUAUAUUUUGGAGGAAUGUUACAUCAAACCAAAACUGACUCAGAUUUCUAAAUGAAGGGGAAUAUUUUGACUACAGAUCACACCAUCUGUUCUUUGAAAGUGACUUUAUGCCAAGUUUUGUUUCCACAAGCACACACAAACACAAACACACACUUUGCAUAAACACAUUUUCACACUUCACUGAUGAAUACAUGAACUUGACAUAUGCAUAUAAACCGAGCUGUGAUUCGCUUUCUUCGACUAUGUUUCAACAAGUGUAUAAGCAAAAACAAAAAAGUUAGAUGUUAUAUGAAUAUAUAGUAUGUACUUAUAUAUUCUUUUACUCUGUGAUAACAUUGUGGCGAUUUGCUGCAGUGGAAGAGAUUCACUUUAAAAAAUUUUGACGUAUAAAUUAUUGGAAUGUGAUGAUUAACGUUUUAUUUUCUUUUACUUGACGAAUAUGAUAUGAAAGAAAGUUGUACAGUAUAUUCACUCAUAUUUAUGCUAGAGAUGUUAAAAAAAAAAGGAGAGGACCACACAUAUUGCUAUGCAUUCAGCUUUGAACAUCAUCUGCUACCUUUAGUUUAUCAUCCCCCCUCCACCCGCUGACUUUAUUUCCCAGGAAGUCAGACUGCCAACGUUGGCAGUCAUUAAAUCUUUCAUAUACUGUGCAUUAACAGUGUGUAAACAGUCACAUGAUAUACUUACAUUGCAGUGGUGAUGACUGAAAAUCUCAUGUUUUUGUGCAGAUGUGACAUCUUGUCUUCUGAAUGUGCACUUUUUUUUCCUCGUCUGCACCAAAUUUGAAAUACAGCACAACUGUAACUGUAAGACAAAUUGAGUGCUGGUGUGAUGAUGGAGAUAAGAGAUGAAUUAACUACUAUGACACACAGUAACAGACACUUAACUGAAAGAACAAAGCACUGACGUUGGGAGCAAGUAACAGCCACAUCCACCAAACUUCACUGUCUGUUUCCAGGAUUUACAGAUGGCUCUGUUCUGGUUCCACCCUGUGUAAUCUACACCUGCUUGUCCCUGCUGCUCUGAAAACAACAUGAGAUACAGAAAUUUUCACAGGUGACUGAAAAAGGACCUUGGGGUGGAAAAAAAAAAAAAGAGUUGUGAUAAAUCCUGUGGGCUUCUGCACAUUUCAGG